Messenger RNA from Branchiostoma belcheri (Belcher's lancelet), 686 nucleotides. Its product is annotated as mitochondrial fission process protein 1-like. The record is from RefSeq and is a predicted model, not a curated record. Gene Ontology annotation, cellular component: mitochondrion. The coding region runs from base 102 to 599 and encodes 165 amino acids. Gene Ontology annotation, biological process: mitochondrial fission. Lineage: Eukaryota; Metazoa; Chordata; Leptocardii; Amphioxiformes; Branchiostomatidae. The transcript is spliced from 4 exons.
CUAAAAAUGGCGUCGUCAGCUGCAGACGACACACGUGAAACAACAAGGACAAGCAAUGAUACAGGCCGCUACUAUUCAUAGCAACACCGCAACCGGCUGCCAUGGCUGAUUCUGGAACAAAGAAGGAGGUAGACAUCUACCGAGACACGCUUGUGCGCUACCUAGGCUAUGCUAAUGAGGUUGGAGAGUCAUUCCGUGCCCUGGUACCGGUGAGUGUGGUGUGGGGAAGCUAUGCCGUUGCCACCGCCUACUGCACAGCAGACGCUAUAGACAAGGGCAGGAAGAUGGCGAAGAACCCUAAGGUGGACCCUGCUGAGAAGACUAAGAAGGUUACCCAGGCUGUAGUCGACACGUUUGUGUGGCAGGGUCUGGCGUCUGUGGCCAUCCCAGGAUUCACCAUCAACAGAAUAUGUGCCUUGUCCCUGUUCCUGCUGAGGAAGUCCACCAACCUGCCCCUCCCUGUCAGGAAAUGGGCUACAACCGCGGUUGGGCUGUCUGCUAUACCCGUCAUCAUACAUCCUAUUGACAGGUCAGUGGAUUACUUACUGGAUAACACCUUGCGGAAAUGGCUGGACAUUCAGCAUCACCAUGGUAACUGAACCAUAGAGGACGGCAUAGAAGAUGAAGUCAGCCACAGCAAUAAUAAGUGGUAGCAGCACUUUGGCAGAACGUGCUGCGCCUGCGCG